Messenger RNA from Ictidomys tridecemlineatus (thirteen-lined ground squirrel), 3254 nucleotides. The record is from RefSeq and is a predicted model, not a curated record. Lineage: Eukaryota; Metazoa; Chordata; Mammalia; Rodentia; Sciuridae.
GUUUGUGUGCGCAAGAGGCCGCCGAUAAAGGUUGGGUGCCUCGCGCCGGGGGCCGUCGGGAGGGAGCGCGCCCCCGCCCCUCCCCGGCCCCCGCUACUGCGGCGCCGUGCCGGGCCCCCCUUCCCGUCGGCCCCCGCGGGGAGCUCCUGGGCCUCCCGCCUCGUCCUCCGGACCGGGGCCGCAGGUGUGAUGGUUGGCUCCCACGCGGACAUGGCGCCUGCCUCUACCGCGGACGGGGCCGGGGAGAAGCCUGGCCCGGCGGCCCCCGCCCCUGCGGCCCAGUAUGAGUGCGGGGAGUGUGGCAAGUCAUUCCGGUGGUCGUCUCGGCUCCUGCACCAUCAGCGCACGCACACAGGCGAGCGGCCCUACAAGUGCCCGGAUUGCCCCAAGGCCUUCAAGGGCUCCUCAGCCCUGCUUUACCACCAGCGGGGCCACACUGGCGAGCGGCCCUACCAGUGCCCCGACUGCCCCAAGGCCUUCAAACGCUCCUCGCUGCUGCAGAUCCACCGCAGCGUGCACACAGGCCUGCGGGCCUUCACCUGUGGCCAGUGCGGCCUGGCCUUCAAAUGGUCGUCCCACUACCAGUACCACCUGCGGCAGCACACAGGUGAGCGCCCCUACCUGUGCCUCGACUGCCCCAAGGCCUUCAAGAACUCAUCCAGCCUGCGGCGCCACCGGCACGUGCACACUGGCGAGCGCCCUUACACCUGCGGCGUGUGUGGCAAGAGCUUCACGCAGAGCACAAACCUGCGGCAGCACCAGCGCGUGCACACAGGCGAGCGGCCCUUCCGCUGCCCGCUCUGCCCCAAGACCUUCACCCACUCCUCCAACCUGCUGCUGCACCAGCGCACCCACGCUGAGACCACGGUGGAGCUGGUGUACCGCUGCGAUGGCUGUGAGCAAGGCUUUGGCAGCGAGGAGCUGCUCCUGGAGCACCAGCCGUGCCCGGGGCCUGCUGCCCAGCCCCAGGAUGCCCCUGCCGAGACGCCCAACGAUGCACCCCCUGCGUCGUUGUCCCCGACGUCCCCUCUGCCGCAGCCCCCUCCUGUCACUGCUCCUGGCUUUGCCUGCCUUCCCUGUGGAAAAUCUUUCCGCACGGUGGCAGGCCUCUCCCGACACCAGCACAGCCAUGGUGCAGCUGGGGGACAGGCCUUCCGCUGCGGCAGCUGCGACGGGGCUUUCCCGCAGCUGGCCAGCCUCUUGGCGCACCAGCAAUGCCACGUGGAAGAGGCUGCAGCUGGGCGCCCACCCCCACAGGCCGAGGUUGCCGAGGUCACCUGUCCCCAGGAGCCUAUGGCCUCUGCUGCUCCUGCCCCGCCGCCUCCCCCGCCUGCUGUGGCUUCUGUAGAGCGGCCAUAUAAAUGUGCAGAGUGCGGCAAGGCCUUCAAGGGCUCCUCAGGGCUGCGGUACCACCUUCGGGACCACACCGGUGAGCGGCCCUACCAGUGCGGUGAAUGUGGCAAGGCCUUCAAGCGCUCCUCGCUGCUGGCCAUCCACCAGCGUGUACACACAGGCCUGCGGGCCUUCACCUGUGGCCAGUGCGGCCUCACCUUCAAGUGGUCAUCUCACUACCAGUACCACCUGCGGCUACACUCCGGCGAGCGGCCCUACGCCUGCAGCGAGUGUGGAAAGGCCUUCCGCAAUACGUCGUGCCUGCGGCGCCACCGACAUGUGCACACUGGCGAGCGGCCCCACACCUGCAGCGUGUGCGGCAAGAGCUUCGCCCAGACCUCCAACCUGCGGCAGCACCAGCGCGUGCACACGGGCGAGCGGCCCUUCCGCUGCCCACUCUGCCCCAAGACCUUCACCCACUCUUCCAACCUGCUGCUGCACCAGCGCACCCACUCAGCCGAGCGCCCCUUUGCUUGCCCCAUUUGUGGUCGCGGCUUUGUCAUGGCCGCCUAUCUGCAGCGACAUCUGAGGACGCAUGCCCCAGCCAACACGGCUUCGGGCACUACAGCCUCCGCUGCCGCAAGCUCUCAGCCCCAGGCCCCACUGGCUGCAGCCCCGGCCUCACUAGCCACCCAAGAUGUCCAUGUUCUCCCUCACCUCCAAGCCACGCUUUCCCUCGAAGUGGCUGGGAGCACAGCCCAGGUCCCGCCCCCGGGCCCAGGGGCUCCCAACUCCCAGACUUUUCUCCUGGUGCAGACUGCCCAGGGUCUCCAGCUGAUCCCUAGCAGCGUCCAGCCCCCUACUCCUCCGCCCCCACCUGCACCUAAGCUCAUCCUGCUGCCCUCCAGUGCUGGGAGUGGGGGCAGCCGUGCAAGGCAGUGCCCUCGCACAGCAGGGAAAGCCAGCCCUGGGACAGGGGUAGUCUGGCUGCCAGGCCCUGGGAGUCUAGGGGUGCAGGGAGGGAGUGGAGCAGGGGCCAGUGGGGGAGGGCAGAGUCUCAUUGUUCUGCAGAAUGUAGGGGGUGGGGAAGCAGGACCCCAGGAAGUGAGUGGGGUCCAGCUCCAGCCCGCACAGGAAGUGACCACGGUCCAGCUCCAGCCCGCACAGGAAGUGACCACGGUCCAGCUCCAGCCUGCACAGGAAGUGACUACGGUCCAGCUCCAACCCCUGGCAGGCCAGCUUUCUAAUUCCAGUGGAGGAGCUGUGACUGCUGAGGCCCCCAAUCUGCUGGUGGUUCAGAGUGGGGCAGCUGAGGAAUUGCUAACCGGGCCAGGUCCUGGGGAGGCAGGGGAUAGUGAAGCUAGCACGGGUGUGGUCCAGGAUGUCCUCUUUGAGACACUGCAGACGGAUGAGGGGUUGCAGAGUGUGUUGGUGCUGAGCGGAGCAGAUGGGGAGCAGACCCGGCUCUGUGUGCAGGAGGUAGAGACCCUUCCCCCUGGACUGACAGAGCCACCUGCCCCUGGCCCUCCAGGGCAGAAACUCCUUAUCAUCCGCAGUGCCCCAGCGGCUGAACUGCUGGAGAACAGCAGUGUUGGGGGAGGUGCUGCCACACUACAACUUCUGGCCCCCCCACCACCUGGCCCAGUCUCUACCCCGGCAGGGAUGCCUGCUGUUUCCACCUCCCAGAUGGUGCAAGUGGUCCCCGCAGGGGCUGGGCCUGGGGUCAUGACCUCACAGGGCCUGCCCUCUAUCCAAAUUGUGCAGACCCUACCAGCAGUCCAGCUGGUGCACACAUUUUGAGGACUGGCGCCUCUGUCCACCCCACACAGAGACUCCUAACUCAUUGUCCUUGGCUGAGCUGGGGUUAGCCCCAGAAGAAGGGGGCUGUAGGCUGGGCGUGCUAAUAAAGACCCAGAAUCUCC